UCACAUCAAGAUUAUAUAGAAAAUUGGAAUAUGUCAUGACUAUUUAAGAUUGCAGUGCAUCACUAUUACUGAUCGUCGAAAGCAAACUACGGAUUUCGCCCACCGACAUUUUUUCCGCCAUUUUCUCGUGUACGCAUCUAUUGUUAAAGCCAUGGCUAGUGCAGGUAGUUCAAAAUCUAAUACAAUUGUAAAAUGUUGCUGCUGCCAUGAUUUAUGUUGGAAUUUUGAUAAAGAUAUAGUCCGGUGUUCAUGUUGUCAAAGAAUUUACCACAAAUCAUGCUACUAUCCAACUCUGUUAAAUGUUGAUACUUCAUUUAUUUGUAUUAUGUGUGAGGACAUUAAGAAGUAUUCUAAAAAUGUCCAAAAUAUAAAUAUUUCAUUUGGAUCAAUGAAAAAAAAAAUAAUUACUCGAAUAUUAAUGGAACUAUAUUGUAAAUCUGAAAACAUAGAGUUAGUGAAAGAAUGCCCCAAUCCCCAAAUGCAUCCAAUGUAUUAUAAAAAAAUAAGCCAACCCAUGUCAUUAGGAAAUAUCAGGCGAUUCUUGGAACAAAAUAGAUAUGAUAAAGUGAAAUAUGUUAUAUGGGAUUUGUCAAAAAUAUUUGGAAAUGUAAUGAUUUAUUUGUCACCAAGUGAUCCGUAUUAUAAGAUAGCAAAUGAACUUAAUGAUUAUUUGUUCAAAAUGGUAGAGAAAUGGUUACCUAAUCUUGAACUCUGAACUUUAUAGAAAACAUUGGUUUGUAAAAAUUAUUUAUUUAUUGUAAUAUAUUAUUAUUGAGGCCGGAUUAAGCACCUAUUGGGCCCCGGGGCUGAAAUUUUAUAUGGGCCCUUUUGACAAAACAUGCACUAAUUUGGGUAUUAAACUACCGCCUC
Molecule: messenger RNA, 870 nt
Organism: Sipha flava (yellow sugarcane aphid)
Lineage: Eukaryota; Metazoa; Arthropoda; Insecta; Hemiptera; Aphididae
Product: transcription intermediary factor 1-alpha-like
Molecular function (GO): protein binding
Source: RefSeq, a predicted model, not a curated record